Molecule: messenger RNA, 534 nt
Organism: Clunio marinus
Lineage: Eukaryota; Metazoa; Arthropoda; Insecta; Diptera; Chironomidae
Source: the annotation of a GenBank genome assembly
AAUCAAUUUUUUCUUUGAGAUCUUACGAAACAUUUUGAAGUUGAAAAUUACUUGAAAAUCAUCGAAAUCAGCUCAAUUUCUAUGUUGAGAGCCUGUGCAGGUCAAUUGGUUAAUGUGAUGCGCGGAUCAUUUGGCGUUUCGCGUCUUGGAGCUAUCGGCGCUAUCCGUAAUUCCUCACAUUCAACAGAAACAGAUUCUGAGUUUGAUGCUCGUUACGAGGCAUAUUUCAAUCGAGCAGACAUUGAUGGAUGGGAGGCUCGUAAAGCAAUGAAUGAUUUAUUGGGCAUGGAUUUGAUUCCUGAACCAAAAAUUGUCAUCGCUGCAUUAAAAGCUUGUCGUCGUCUUAAUGAUUAUGCUCUUGCCAUCAGAUGGCUUGAGGGUGUUGGUGAUAGUUGUGGUGACAAAAAGAAGGAAAUCUGGCCAUAUAUGCUCCAGGAAAUUCGUCCAACACUCAACGAAUUGGGGAUGGAAACACCAGAAGAGUUGGGAUAUGAUCAACCCGAACUCGCUUUGAAAUCAGUUUUCGAGAUGUAA